GGCCAGGUCUCCUGUCCCGAUUCAGACAGCGGACCGAGUUUCCUCUUGAGAGCCAGCCCUUCUCUCCUUCACUCCCCUGCUCCUUCCGCCUCUGAAGAAGACCGAUUCGUUUCCGGCUUCGGUGGACUUUCUCUGACCAUGAACCGGAACUCCGACGAGACGCCUUCUCAAAUCCCGGGGAAGAGCAGCCCGCUCCUCUCCCUUCCCCUCUCUUCGUUGGAGCGAAGCGCCCGUCCGCUGCCGCCUCUCCCCAUCCCUGAGAACUUCCUGCACGACGAAGUGGACCGAGAAGUGGAAUUCCUGACCAGUUCGGAUACCGACUUCUUGCUGGAGAAGUGCGCGAGUCCCAGUUUUAAGCUCUCGGCUCAGGGGAGGCGAAGUUUCAGGGGCUGCGGCCAGAUUAACUACGCCUACUUCGACGCUCCGGCAGAGGCGAAGCCGCAACAGCCCAGCUGUCCCGAGAACACCUGCCCACCCCCUCCACCGCCGCAACAACUUCACCGCCGGCUGCGCCGUUCUCAUUCCGGCCCUGCGGGGUCCUUCAACAAACGGUCGGUCAGGGUCCCCAGCCACCUCUGUCCCUCCUCGCCCAGCUCCGACGACGACAAACCCGAGGUUCCCCCCAGGGUACCUCUUCCCCCCCGGCCCCUCAAACCUGAUUACCGGAGGUGGUCGGCUGAAGUGACCUCCGGCGCGUACAGCGACGAGGACAAGCCGCCCAAGGUCCCUCCACGGGAACCUCUGCCCUGGAGCCAUUCUCGGACGCCGAGUCCCAAAAUGUUGCCGGCGUAUCUCCACGGGGUCAUGCCCCCGACGCAGAGUUUUGCCCCGGACCCGAAGUACGUCAGCAGCAAAGCUCUCCAGAGGCAGCACAGCGACGGCUCGGCGCACAAAGUACCCUGCAUUCUCCCCAUCAUCGAAAACGGCAAAAAAGUCAGCUCCACUCACUACUACCUCUUGCCGGAGAGGCCCCCUUACUUGGACAAAUACGAGAUGUUCUUCCAGGAAGCGGAGGAGGGCGGCUUGAGGCCGGAGGAGGGAGGUCACGAAGCCGCCACGCUGGUCAAGGCUGACUUGGGAGGACUCGUCAAACGCAAACAUUUGGCGUGCAUGGUUUCUCCCUAGGGAAUUUCAGCCAGCGUUGAAACGAUUUUGAAUCCGGGAACGACAGCAACUCCUCCUUCCAAGGACCCUGUGUAGAGACUUAGCCGCCCCUCGGCGUAAGCACGGGUAAGCGGAGUGGCCAGUGCUGGAGCCUCCUGGACGGCCGGCCAUGGUGGCCACAGCUCAACUGCCGACACACAGGCGGGGGUGGAGUGGGGGAGACUUGGAAGGAGAACACGUCCUACACAACUGAAGUUGGCCAGUUAAUUGAACAUUCUAGAGCUGCGGUCUCAGGACGUUUACGGUUUUACGAACCGGUGGCUGGCGGUGAGGAUGGCACGGAGCUCCCUUUGUUUGACCGGCGGCCACGCACGCGUCUGCCACUCGCACAAAUGGCGUUGCGCGCG
Molecule: messenger RNA, 1511 nt
Organism: Thamnophis sirtalis
Lineage: Eukaryota; Metazoa; Chordata; Lepidosauria; Squamata; Natricidae
Source: RefSeq, a predicted model, not a curated record